CGAUGCUCCCGCUGGGCCAUGCCGGGUGCUAGGCGGGCGACAAAGCAACUCCUUUGCGCUGUCAGGCUGCGGUUGAGAGACCAGGCUGGUGAGACAGGGGAGAGACGGGGAGUGCGUAGGGGCGCGCAGGGCGAAGCGGCGAUCUGGCAGGUGCAGCAGGCCGACCGGGAGCGCAGCACCCGCACCGCCGAGCUCCAGGCGCCCCGCGCCGGGCCCGCUGAUAUCCGAGCGCGCCGGAGCCGCCCCCCCGCGUCAGCGCCCGCAGAUUGGCGGAGCCGUGGCCCCGCGAGGCCCUGCCGGCCCGGCGCUAGCCCGCGCUCCGCUCUCUCCUCCCCUUGGCCGCGCCCCGCGGUGUCGCCGCACCUCCUCCGCGCAGAGCCGGGAGCCGGAGAGGCCCGGCUGGGAACCCGCGGGCAGCGAGGGCUCCGGCCCUGUGCGCGCGGCUCUCGGCCUGGUCUCCUGCGUCCCCGAAGCUCCGCGCGCAGCCAGCGGCAGCCGCACGGCUCCUCCCGGCGAGUGGAGGCCAGAAAGCAGGCCAAGUCCCUCCCCGGAGCCCGUGGGGCGUCUGCGCGGACAGACGAGCUUCCCUCCGGGCGGUGUCCUAGCACCUCGGGUCCCUGCAGCCCGCUAGGUGGAGAACGAAGGGACGACGUUGCCACGCGGCGGAGAGAAAGGAUGCAGGCACUUCACAGAAGGUCUCAGAAGAGGCUCUGCUAUCAUGACUCUGCCCAGAGGCCCCAGGAAGGCCAAGUUGCCUAUUGCUCUUGGAACUCCUGGAGUCAGAGGAGGUGCUGUGUGCUCCGAAAUCUCGGAGAGCUAUAAACCCUGGCUUAUAAACCCUGGCUGGCCUGCCUAGAGGUUCACUGCUAACCUCAGUGGCAAUGCUGCUUGCAGGUGAGUAGAGGUUACACAGAGACCCCCAAGCCCAGUGAGCAGCUGCCUCCGUGUGACAAAGAAGCUGGGUGUGUAUGGCUGCUUUAGAAUAGUGGGACAUGGCUGAAAAAACAGAUGUGGUUAUCUGGGCACGGAUGGUGUCUUAGCAAUGGGAUCAGUGUCCAGUGGGCUGGGGCUGACUGACCUGGGUGUGUUGG
Molecule: messenger RNA, 1091 nt
Organism: Arvicanthis niloticus (Nile rat)
Lineage: Eukaryota; Metazoa; Chordata; Mammalia; Rodentia; Muridae
Source: RefSeq, a predicted model, not a curated record